CGGGGGGGGCGGGUGCCCUUAACCAAGAUGCCGGCGGGGCGUGCCGGCGCCGCCAUCUUGUCUGCGGGCAGGCGGCGUACCGCUGAGCUGGCCUUGCCGGCGGAGCGGGGCCUGCCGGGACCGAGCGGCGGCGGCGGCCGGGAGCGGUGAGAGCUGCUGCAGCCCCAUGGCGACCUACCUGGAGUUCAUUCAGCAAAAUGAGGAGCGUGACGGCGUGCGCUUCAGCUGGAACGUGUGGCCCUCCAGUCGGCUGGAGGCCACGCGCAUGGUUGUCCCCCUCGCCUGCCUCCUGACCCCGCUGAAGGAGCGUCCGGACCUGCCACCUGUGCAGUACGAGCCGGUGCUUUGCAGCAGGCUGACUUGCAAAGCGGUGCUCAACCCGCUCUGCCAAGUUGACUAUCGAGCCAAGCUCUGGGCUUGUAACUUCUGUUUUCAGAGAAAUCAGUUCCCUCCAGCCUAUGCAGGCAUAUCUGAAGUCAAUCAACCAGCAGAGCUUAUGCCUCAGUUUUCAACAAUUGAAUAUAUUGUGCAGCGAGGUCCACAGACACCGUUGAUCUUCCUGUAUGUUGUUGACACGUGCUUGGAAGAGGAGGACUUGCAGGCACUGAAGGAGUCCCUCCAGAUGUCCCUGAGUCUGCUGCCUGCUGAUGCUCUGGUGGGGCUUAUCACUUUUGGCAGAAUGGUCCAGGUUCACGAACUGAGCUGUGAAGGGAUUUCCAAGAGCUACGUCUUUAGGGGCACAAAAGACCUGACGGCUAAGCAAAUACAGGAUAUGCUUGGGCUUUCAAGGCCAGCUGUCCACGUUCAACAAGGAAGACCUCUUCAGACUCAGGAGCAACCUGCUGUUUCAAGCAGGUUUCUGCAGCCAGUUCAUAAGAUUGACAUGAAUUUAACAGAUCUCCUGGGAGAACUGCAAAGGGACCCGUGGCCAGUGACCCAGGGAAAGAGGCCUUUACGUUCCACUGGAGUAGCUCUUUCGAUUGCUGUUGGCUUGUUAGAGGGCACGUUUCCAAACACAGGGGCCAGAAUAAUGCUGUUUACAGGUGGGCCACCAACGCAAGGACCGGGCAUGGUGGUGGGAGAUGAACUGAAGACACCCAUUCGUUCGUGGCAUGACAUAGAGAAGGACAACGCAAGGUUCAUGAAGAAGGCCACCAAACACUAUGAGACUCUGGCCAACCGCACUGCAGCCAACGGGCACUGCAUCGACAUCUACGCCUGCGCCCUGGAUCAGACCGGACUGCUGGAGAUGAAAUGUUGUGCAAACCUCACCGGAGGACACAUGGUGAUGGGAGACUCCUUCAACACUUCUCUCUUCAAGCAGACCUUCCAGCGGGUUUUUAACAAAGGGUUCAAUGGGGACUUUCGGAUGGCUUUUGGUGCAAGUUUGGAAGUGAAGACCUCUAGGGAGCUGAAAAUUGCGGGAGCUAUUGGACCAUGUGUAUCCUUGAAUGCUAAAGGACCAUGUGUUUCUGAAAAUGAACUUGGAAUUGGAGGAACGUCUCAAUGGAAAAUUUGUAGUUUGGAUCCCAGCACAACUCUGGCCAUUUACUUUGAAGUGGUAAAUCAGCACAAUGCACCGAUUCCUCAGGGAGGCCGAGGGGCAGUGCAGUUUGUCACUCAGUAUCAACACUCCAGUACACAGAAACGCAUUCGUGUCACCACCAUAGCCAGAAACUGGGCAGAUGCACAGAGUCAACUCCAGCACAUAGAAGCUGCGUUUGACCAGGAAGCAGCUGCUGUGCUGAUGGCACGACUAGGAGUGUACAGAGCUGAAUCUGAGGAGGGACCUGAUGUCCUGCGGUGGCUGGACAGGCAGCUGAUCAGACUGUGUCAGAAAUUUGGACAAUACAACAAAGAUGAUCCCAACUCCUUCAGAUUGUCGGAAUCAUUUUCUUUGUAUCCCCAGUUCAUGUUCCAUUUGCGACGCUCCCCAUUCCUGCAGGUCUUCAAUAACAGUCCAGAUGAAUCUUCUUAUUACCGUCACCACUUUGCUAGGCAAGAUUUGACCCAGUCUCUCAUUAUGAUCCAGCCUAUCCUUUAUGCUUAUUCUUUCCAUGGACCUCCUGAGCCGGUGCUUUUGGACAGCAGCAGUAUUCUUCCUGACAGAAUCCUACUGAUGGAUACUUUCUUCCAGAUAGUUAUUUACCUUGGUGAGACUAUUGCACAGUGGCAGAAAGCUGGUUACCAAGACAUGCCUGAAUAUGAAAACUUCAAGCACCUACUGCAAGCCCCACUGGAUGAUGCCCAGGAAAUCUUGCAGACUAGAUUCCCAAUGCCACGUUACAUCCACACGGAACACGGGGGCAGUCAGGCCCGGUUCCUCUUGUCUAAAGUGAACCCUUCACAGACCCACAAUAACCUCUAUGCAUGGGGACAGGAAUCAGGAGCUCCAAUCCUGACAGAUGAUGUUAGUCUCCAGGUAUUCAUGGACCAUCUGAAGAAACUGGCAGUUUCAAGUGCAUCGUGACUUGGAUCUGACAGAAGCAAGAACAGAAGAAUUACAUGGAUCAUGUUGAUUACAAAAGUGGAAUGAUCUAUUUACAUUUCCUUCUCUUUUAGAAUACAGUUUUUAAAUAUUGAAUGAAAUAAAUAUGUGGGGAGAGUUUUGUACUUUGCCCUUUUAGAUAUUAAUUUAUUUGUAUUCCUUUUUGUCUCUAUUGUUUACUCUAUCUCUUUCAUACUGUAAUUAGAGUUAAAGUAGCCCUUAGCACUCUUUACCUUAUUUUGUAAUGUUCUUUGCUUUUAAAAGGUGUAUUUUAGCAACCUGUAUUAACGAAAAAUAAAACCGGGUAAGGAAGGCAUUAAUAGCUGGUGCAAUCCCCAGCGUGGCUGGACGCACGAUGGACUUGGCCUACCUCCUUUCCACUUUUGAAAAAUGAAACACUGGGCUGCGUAGAAACUAUUAAAAUUAACUUCAGUCGCUGUUGCCUAAGCGCUUACUUGGGGAAGGUUUGAGGGAGGGUUUGAGGGCGGGGCGGGGCGGGGCGGGGCGGGCCCGGCCGCGUAAUGGCGUCGCGCCGCCGCCAUGUCCCGCCCCCCGGGGGCGCAGGCGGAUGAUGGCGGCGAGGGCGGCUCUGUGGAACGCCCGCUGGGCCCUGCUCUACUCGCUGGGCGGCUGGACCGCGCUGGGCGGCAUGGUGCACUACAGCUACCACAGCGCCGGGGCUGGGGCCGAGAAUGAAAAUCAUCCUCCACCAGAGGACUCAGUCUCUCGAGAAGUAGUCGUUACAGAUACACCUAUAGGAUUAAAAAUCACAACGGUAACAACGUAUAACAAGGACUUUGUGUCUCCUGCUACUCGGCUGCUCAGGCAUGUGAAAUCUUUCUUUGACCCUGCUGAUAGCCCUCCUUCUGAAAAGUGAGUAGUCUGGAAAAUUGAACUCUGUGCUGCUGGGGGAGAGCCGGCUUGUCUGAGAAAGUCGUCCUGGAGCAUGGCGCCACACCGUCGAACGAAAACUUUCUCGUCUUGUUGAAACAGCAGCUCCAUCACUGAAAUCACUUUGCAAAACUUGUAACCUUCUCGUCUGCUGAGAUCAAUGCUGUGUUUGCACUUGUACUCAAAUUAUUAAACAUGAAUAGUU
Messenger RNA from Cygnus olor (mute swan), 3584 nucleotides. RefSeq names its product SEC23 homolog B, COPII coat complex component (gene SEC23B). Lineage: Eukaryota; Metazoa; Chordata; Aves; Anseriformes; Anatidae. Gene Ontology annotation, cellular component: endoplasmic reticulum exit site; COPII vesicle coat. The record is from RefSeq and is a predicted model, not a curated record. Gene Ontology annotation, molecular function: GTPase activator activity; zinc ion binding. The coding region runs from base 167 to 2470 and encodes 767 amino acids. Gene Ontology annotation, biological process: COPII-coated vesicle budding; endoplasmic reticulum to Golgi vesicle-mediated transport; intracellular protein transport. The transcript is spliced from 21 exons.